Messenger RNA from Brassica rapa (field mustard), 1925 nucleotides. RefSeq names its product nucleolar protein dao-5. Gene Ontology annotation, molecular function: microtubule binding. The record is from RefSeq and is a predicted model, not a curated record. NCBI's taxonomy places the organism in Eukaryota, Viridiplantae, Streptophyta, Magnoliopsida, Brassicales, Brassicaceae.
ACUAACUCAAAAACCCUCGAUCUCUGGAUAGGUGGGAAGAAAAGGAAUCUAACAUUCAUUCAAAUCUCUUCUUCUUCCUCUUCUCUCUCAAAUCACUGGGGAUCUGGUGCAUUUCGAUUUGUCUUCUUUAACUCUCUCUCUGCUCAUGGAAGACAACGAGAACAAGAAAAGCGAGGGGGAGGUCGAGGGCCUUGGUCUGAUUGAUGUCGCUGCUGAGGACGAUAGCCUCCUCUUCUCCUCCUUUCCCAACCCCACCAGCUACGAGUUUUCCGAGGCAGAUGAGGAUGAAAAGUGUUUGAACAAUGAAAAGGAUCAAACUUUCUUGAGGGAGACAGAUCAUUGUAAUGAAGAGAUACUGGUAUCUUCAGUAGAAGAGAAGGAAGACGUGCUUCAACCUCGUGAGUCGCCUGAGCCUCAGAAGGUCACCAAGAGUGGGAAGUAUAACUUGCGCAAAAGUCUUGCCUGGGACAAUGCCUUCUUCACUAGCGAAGGUGUUUUGGAACCUGAAGAAAUAUCCAGUAUGAUGGAAAGCAAUCAUAAGAGUGAGAGGAAGGGUUUGCCGACUAUUCAGGAGGAUGUUAACAGAUCUACGGAAUCCAUUUCUACUUUUCAAAGCGACUGCACUGUGGAAAACAGUCAGGAGUUUGUUUUGUUUGAAGAUGUCAGAGCGUCUAUUCAAAGGUCUGCUAAAGCUUCUGAUGCUCCUACACCUGGAAUAGAUAAUGAACUGGUAGCAAUAGAAGUAGCAACCAGCCCAACUUCAAGUACAGUGGAGGUCCUUGCCUCUCAGGAGAAGAUGAAACCAAAAGCCAGUCCUAAAAAGCUGAGUAUUAGAGCAAACGGAUCAGGGAAGGCAACAAAACAGCCUGUUUCUGCGACAAGAGGUCUCAGUACAUCCGUUGCCAAGCCUACACCUAACAGACUCGGCAAAGCCAGGCUCUUGUCAACUACAUCAACGAGCAGGGCAUCCCUAGAUGUUAACAAAACUAAACUCGAAAAAGAUUCCAAAUUACCUGCGGGUAAAGAGCCUUCGGUUCCUAGAAUACCCAUUUCACGAAGACCCACAUUCCCAAAACCUGCUGUGGUUAAGUCAACUUUGCGUGCUUCAGCUGCCUCAAAGAAUGAACUGACAUCUUCCUGCUCUUCGCUAGAGAGCUGUGCCAGUGCUGCUUCAUCCAGCACUUCUCACAAAUCUGCUCUAAAUCCGAUAAAGAAGAAGAAUGAUUCAAGUUCCAGAAUAGCAAAUAGAUCUACAUCUAGAGGUAUUAUGGGCCAGCCAAGAAUCCCACCGCAGCCAACCAAGAAGACGACCAAGUCCAACCUUUCGUCUGCUGGUUCUAUCAGUGACUGUUCAUCAGAGUCAUCACGAGCUUCUGCAACUAGCCAAACGGCUAAAAAUAUCCAGAAAACUGUCUCUGGUGCAAAUGAUACUGUGAGGUCUCUCAAGAACUCUAAGGAUGCAUCUGUUGUUCAAGCUGGUGCUAAGGAAGGCACGAAACGAGUUUCAGCUAUCAAUGGUGGUUUGGUCCCUCCAGGUUCCAUGAAACAGUCAGGUCUCCGUGUGCCAACACCAAAAAUCGGUUUCUUUGAUGGAGGAAGACAGGGAUCAUCUUCAUCUGCUGGUAAGAAGGUUGGAAAGUCACCGGUACAAGAGUCUUCAAAUUCAAAAACUAAGGCAGCAGGUUCAAGGCAUGUUGUCUCUGCCUCGUCUCCAAAACUGCAGAACAAAUUGUAUUCCAAAAUCAAUGCAGAGGAUCAGCUUGAGGGGUGAUGGAAUCAAGAUGAUGAUGCCUUAAUCAAUAGUUCUUUUAUAUAAUGGAGUUGUGUUCUCUUCUUUUCUUUUAAUAGAACUUACCCCCCUGAAUGUUAGAUUCUUAUGUAAUGUAACCCAUCCCUUAAGUAAAAGAAAACAGUAAUGUUAUCAA